Molecule: messenger RNA, 276 nt
Organism: Puccinia graminis f. sp. tritici CRL 75-36-700-3
Lineage: Eukaryota; Fungi; Basidiomycota; Pucciniomycetes; Pucciniales; Pucciniaceae
Exons: 2
Coding region: 1-276 (91 amino acids)
Source: RefSeq, a predicted model, not a curated record
AUGCCCACGCUCGUCUACGACCAAUACCAAACACUUCACUCAUUCCAAGCCCGCUCAGUCGGCGAAGCUCUGUCACCCAACUCAACUCAACGAAUCACACUCUACGUGAUUGCUGGCUAUGCACUCUUCAUCCUCAUCGCCUGGAAUCUCUGGGGACUCAGACAUAUCAUUUAUCCGUUCAAAUUACUCACCGUCGCCUUCCAUGAAUUGUCGGUCUCAACCGAACCUCUCAACACUAUUUUUCGCUUCCUCUACAGUUUACAAGAAGAACAAUAG